This is a messenger RNA of Meira miltonrushii, 2308 nucleotides long. RefSeq lists its product as uncharacterized. The record is from RefSeq and is a predicted model, not a curated record. The coding region runs from base 264 to 2087 and encodes 607 amino acids. The transcript has a single exon. Gene Ontology annotation, biological process: lipid homeostasis. Gene Ontology annotation, cellular component: endoplasmic reticulum. NCBI's taxonomy places the organism in Eukaryota, Fungi, Basidiomycota, Exobasidiomycetes, Exobasidiales, Brachybasidiaceae.
CCACAAAAGUCACACCGCGUUUAUAUUCGCGGAGUUUUGAUUCGAAACGUUUUUGCUCCGUUUUGAUUAUUCGUUGAAGAGAAGGGGGGUGUUUACACACACAAACACACGCACUUCAAAGCAAAAAACAAAUUAAAUUCCUACCCCACGUCGUAAUCAAGAAAGGAGAAGUACGGCGGUCAUACGAUACGUCCUGCGUCAUUUUCGCCCCUUUCAUUCCUCUUCUCUUCUUCGAUCUUUUCAUCAAUCCUCCACUUACAAAAAUGGUGACAUGGUACUUGUGGCCUGCUGCUCUGGCAAACUAUAUUAUCCCGCAAGAAUCAAGUUUACGUGAUAAGAAGCUGGCAAUCUACUUUGGUAUCUCGAUUGUCAUCCUGCAUUCAGCAUUUCACAUCUUAUCCAAUACGCUCUUUCGUGGUGCAGAACCAAAGAGACUCAAACAACGAUCAUGGAUCUUGACAACGAUAAAUGCUUUCGUCAUGACUGCUGUCAGUUUUCCAUUCUUGUGGGACUUGCUCAGCUCAGGAUUCGAUUUGCAUAACGUCAAACAUCGCGAUGAAUAUAUCACAAAACCAUUCUCAUGUUUCUUUGUCGCAUACCUCUUGAGCGAUUUAGGACUAGGAUCAAUCUUUUAUCGACAUUUGAUCAAUUUGUCGUCUGGUUGGAUUCAUCAUUCCGUCUAUACGCUCUUGUUUGCUUUUUGGAUGCACAAAGGUUGGGCUUUCAUCGCGGUGAUGGCUUGUGUUUUCGAAUUACCAACAUUUGUGAUGGGAAUUGCUUCUCUUCAUCCACCUCUUCGUUCCAAUAUGGCAUUCACCGUCACAUUCUUCAUCACAAGAGUCUUUUUCCAUUUCGGCCUUUUGAUCGCCUCAUUCACCAAGCAUGGAAGAGAGACGAAAGGCAUCGAUGGAAGUUGGGGACCUGCGAUCAGCGUGUUGGUCACCUACCCCAUGCAUCUCUGGUGGGGUUACAAAUGCAUUCUAUCCAUGCGACGUAGGAUGCACAAACGUAAAGUCGAAAGACGCAAAGAACGAGAAGCACUCUUGCAAAGUCUCAAAGAAGGUGGUGUGGCUUCUUACUUUGAUGCAGCAGGUCAAUUGUUUACGGGUAUGCCAGAUCCACAAAUCAGUAGUGCUCUUAACACACCUGCAACAACGCCUGGCUCAAGUCCAUUGCUCACUGCUGCCGAUAAAAAAGCAACUUCUCCUUUCCAACGUGCAGCCGCAAUGGCAGGUGGACCGAUCAAUAUGGUGAUGGGAAGAAGGACAAGAAAGGAUAGCGAUGUGAGCGAGAAAUCGUUUUCUUUGGAUAAUAGCGCUUCUUCUUCUGCCAUUGGUAACUCCAACAGUGCAUCAACGUCCAAACGACAACCAUUCACAAAACCUGUCCGACCUGAAGGUGCUCAACCGGAAGAUCGUGAACCAUUUUUGGCCAUUCGUUCACCUGCUGAAACGCGCGAUAAAGCACGUAGAUUGGUUGCAGAUGCCAUUCGCAAAGCAUGGGCAAAUGCUCCUGAUAGUUGGAGAAGACAAUUUGAAGCUGAAGUGAUGGCUGCUUUUGAUAGUGCUUCUCCAAGUGUACAAUCACGCAGAGCAUCGGAAGAUACGAGUGGAGAAGAAUUAGAAUUGGAAGGAGAAGGCGAAAUUGAGAAAACUCAACAAGGUAGCGGAUCCGUUGCCGCUGCCGGAUCUGCUACCGGUGGCGCUCCUGAUGAACGUACUCGUGCACAAAAAGGAAAAGAUGCUGCACGUAGAGCACUUGUUCGAGCAAUUCGAAGAACGAUCAAUGGUACAGAUGAACGUGAGGCGGCGGCGGCAGAUGCAGCUGCAGCAGCAGCAAGUGAAGUAGUGGCAGAAGCGCAAGCACAAGCUGAAGUAUCGGAAGAUCAAAGAAACGAAAGAAAGUUACUCAAAACGAUCCUUCGUUUGGGCGGUGUUGAAUUACCACCGGAUAUGGUAGGACAAGAAUAUACAGUAAGAGAAUUUCCUGUAGAAAGAGAUGCAAGCAGUACAAGAAGAACACGUCUUUUGGGUCAAUUACGCAGACGAAUGGAAGUGGCCAAUCGGGAGGUGGUAGUGUUUGAUUAAUGAUGAGAAGGAAGAAAGAGUUUCCAACACAUUUUUUACGUACAUUAGAAUUUUCCAUUAUACCCAAUAUUUGUUACGAUGACGAAUGAAAAUAAUCAUUUAAGAUUCUGGCUUGUCUGCAUUUGUGUUACAGGGUUUAGGUAUAGGAGAAGAUUUACUGAUUCGUGGAAGGUCUAAUUUACCCACAAACUUAUACCUUUGAUGAUUAUCGAAGAAGUUUU